Messenger RNA from Cydia pomonella (codling moth), 1372 nucleotides. RefSeq names its product zinc finger protein 436-like. Gene Ontology annotation, molecular function: RNA polymerase II transcription regulatory region sequence-specific DNA binding; DNA-binding transcription factor activity, RNA polymerase II-specific. Gene Ontology annotation, cellular component: nucleus. NCBI's taxonomy places the organism in Eukaryota, Metazoa, Arthropoda, Insecta, Lepidoptera, Tortricidae. The transcript is spliced from 10 exons. Gene Ontology annotation, biological process: regulation of transcription by RNA polymerase II. Bases 16 to 1302 code for a protein of 428 amino acids. The record is from RefSeq and is a predicted model, not a curated record.
GCGUUCUACCAACACAUGAAGAAACACAGAAGCAUCUGUAACCACGUGUGCAAUGUGUGUAACAAGGCCUUCUACGAGGUGUCCAAGCUUAAUGCCCUUAUGAGAGUUCAUACUGGUGAACGCCCCUUUGAAUGCCAAUACUGCGAGCGUCGCUUCGCCCAACAGUCCGCGCUGAUCUAUCACCGGCGUACACACACCGGUGAAAAACCAUACAGCUGCAAGCUCUGCGCAGCUCGGUUUACCACCUCAUCGGCCAGAAACAACCACAUGGUCACACACACGGGCAACAAGAGGUUCGUGUGCCCGGUGUGUUUCAAGGGCUGCACGUCGCGCGCGGAGCUGCGCGUGCACUCCAGCAAGCACACCGGGGAGAAGCUCUUCGGCUGCACGCUCUGCUCGGCGCGCUUCAGCUCCGCGUCCUACCUCGCCGUGCAUAGGCGGCAUCACACCGGUGAACGGAAAUAUAGCUGCAACGUUUGUGGUCGAGGUUUCAUGGAAUCUGGUUCAUACAAGAAGCAUCUAAAAACACACGAAGCAAAACCUGAAGAUUCUUCAGAGUCCACUGAAAUAGAUAAGGGGGAAGAGGAAGACAGCCAGACAGGGGAAGAGCAGGAGAGCAAUCAGUCCGAGGUUCAAGAUCAGAUCGAAGUAGAAGUGCCGCAGGCGCAGAGGAGAUACAAGUGCGGAAUCUGCGUGAAGACUUACAUGUAUCUACACAGUUUGAAGAAACACAUGGCUACACAUGUGCAGCCACAACAGCAGCAGCAACAACAGCAGCAACAACAACAACAACAACAACAAGUUCAACAAGUCCCUCAAAUCCAAGUGCAACAACAGCAAGUCCAGCAGCAGCAGCAAGUGUCGGUGCAGCAAGUGGGCGCGCAGUUGCAGCAGCAGGUGCUGCAGGUCGGCGGCGUGCAGCAGCUGGCGCUGCCGCAGCAGCCGUCAUUCGUCCAGGCUGGACACUCCCCGUACCCUGUGAUAUCGUCAGUGCAAUCAUUGCAGUUGCAGCAAACGCAGCAACACGUUAACACGCAACAGCCGCAGCUGCAGGUGCAGACCAUACAGAUACAUCCCCAGCAUCAGCCGAUACAGAUUCAUGCGGUGGGCGUGCAGCAGGUGCAGCAGCAGCAGCUGCACGUGGCCACGUCCAGCUGUCAGACCAUGCUGCCCAACAUACUGCAGCUGGGCGGCGGCACGGUGGCGGUGUCGGGGCUGGGCGGCGCGGAGCUGGGCGGCGUGGCGCACCGCAUCAUCCUGCAGCCGCCGCAGCACCCCGCCGUCUACACGCUGCACCACUAGCGGCGCUCACAGCACCGCAUCAUCCUGCAGCCGCCGCAGCACCCCGCCGUCUACACGCUGCACCACUAGC